AUGGCGGCUCCGCAGAGGGGUCGGGACUACAGAAGAUUCAUCCUGCUCUCCAUCCUCCUGGGGACCCAGAGGGAAGCUUGGGCAGGACAUCUUCUCUACUCCGUGCCGGAGGAGACAGACAAAGGGUCUUUUGUGGGUAAUAUUGCUAAGGAUCUGGGCCUGGAGCCUGGGGAACUGGCGGAGCGUGGAGUCCGCAUCGUCUCCAGAGGUAGGACGCAGCUUUUCACUUUGAAUCCGCGAAGCGGCAGCUUGGUCACCGCAGACAGGAUAGACCGAGAGGAGCUCUGCGCUCAGAGCGCGCGGUGCCUGGUGAACUUUAACAUCCUGAUGGAUAAAAUGAACCUUUACCCUGUAGAAGUGGAAAUAAUAGAUGUUAAUGACAACGCUCCUAGAUUCUUGACGGAAGAAAUGACUGUAAAAAUAACGGAGAACACAGCUCCUGGGGUGCGGUUUCCGUUAAAUGAGGCUUGGGAUCCAGAUGUGGGCACUAACUCCCUCCAGAGCUACCAGCUCAGCCCCAAUCAGCACUUCUCCCUGGUUGUGCAGAAUGGAGAUGACGGAGCUAAAUAUCCGGAAUUAGUGCUGGAAAGGGUGCUGGAUCGGGAGGAAAAGGCGGUUCACCACCUACUCCUUACAGCCUCUGAUGGUGGCCACCCACCGAGAUCCCAAACCGCCCGCAUCCAAGUAACAGUGGUGGAUGUGAACGAUCACGCGCCAGUCUUCUCUUUGCCUCAGUACCAAGUAACUGUCCCUGAGAACGUGCCGGUGGGCGCAAGAUUGCUCACGGUACACGCUGUUGACCUGGAUGAGGGAGUCAAUGGGGAAGUGACAUAUUCUUUCCGGAAAAUAACUCAGAAGAUUCUACAGAUAUUCCGACUGAACCCUCAUACAGGAGAAUUAUCAACUUUAGAAGGCCUAGAUUAUGAAGAGUCCAGCUACUAUGAAAUGGAAGUUCAGGCUCAGGACGGUCCUGGUAGUAUGACAAGGGCUAAAGUAAUUAUCACAGUUUUAGAUGUGAAUGACAAUGCCCCAGAAGUGACUGUAACAUCUGUAAGCAACUCAAUCCCUGAAGACACUCCUCCUGGAACCGUAGUUGCUCUUUUCUACCUUCAAGAUCGAGAUUCCGGCAAGAAUGGUGAGGUGACCUGCACUAUUUCAGAAAAUCUUCCUUUUAAAUUAGAAAGAUCAAUAGACAAUUAUUAUAGGUUGAUGACAGCGAAAAACCUAGACCGGGAAAAAUGCUCUGUGUAUAACAUCACACUGAAAGCCACAGAUGGUGGAACCCCACCCUUGUCGUCAGAAACUCGUAUCUCCAUGAAUGUGGCAGAUACCAACGACAACCCGCCUGCCUUCCCCCAGUCCUCCUAUUCUGUCUACAUCCCUGAA
This is a messenger RNA of Neomonachus schauinslandi (Hawaiian monk seal), 1386 nucleotides long. Its product is annotated as protocadherin gamma-A7-like. The annotation marks the transcript as partial. Gene Ontology annotation, molecular function: calcium ion binding. Gene Ontology annotation, cellular component: plasma membrane. The record is from RefSeq and is a predicted model, not a curated record. Gene Ontology annotation, biological process: homophilic cell-cell adhesion. The transcript has a single exon. NCBI's taxonomy places the organism in Eukaryota, Metazoa, Chordata, Mammalia, Carnivora, Phocidae.